GGUGUCAGAAAGCAUUGCAGAAGGAAGGAAGCUUUGGAGGAAUGAUGUGGCGUAUGCGCUGUCGCUCCAGGACAAUCUGUCUGUCCUUGGCCUUCAUCACCAUUUUCCUCCACCUCCUCCUGGCAUUUGUCUCUCUUCCCAUCUACUACCAGCCCUGUGACCCCCCACUGCUACCCAGGACACACAUCCUGAGAGACCUGGCACACACUGACUACACCUCCAUGGGGAUUCGUCAUCCAGCUGAGCCCCCGACAGAUACCAGACAAAAAGAUUAUUCCGAUAAAGGUGCCAGUAAGGAUGCCAAAGGUCAUGUGCAAACACUUUCUGACGUGGGCCUAUCAGUGACGGAACAUACAUACACUUCAAUGGACACGCCAGUCAAUGUGGGUCGCUACGGCAUCAAUCAAGUUGAACCUGUGGAGUCUGGGCUAUCAAAACUGGAGGCGCUGUUUGACCAUCCCCUUUACAAUAUGCCCAGCCCUCCUACCCCUGAGGAUGACUGGCUGUUGAAAGUGAAACCAAAUAUCAAGGCUAGUGAGAAGAGCUCCCAGAUGUGGGUGAGUGCUAGCCAGGAAGGUUACGAGGAUGCUCAGUGGAACAGCAGCAGUACCAGCCACCCUCCUUGGCUGCGCUUCCACCUGGGCAUCUCCCGCUGGCAGCUGUAUCCCCAUCGUGACCCCAACAUGGAGCAGCUGACCCAGCAGCUCACCACGCACCCCAUCGUCAGCGCAGUGCAGAAGUCUGGGGGGACGCAACUGAAGCUGGUGAUGUCAUUUCCUAACUAUGGACAAGCCAUGUUUAAACCCAUGAAGCAGGAGAGAGAUGAAGAAACCAAUUACAACCUGUAUUACUUCUCAGACUUUGAGAGACACAAUGCAGAAAUCGCUGCUUUUCACCUGGACAGGAUUUUGGGUUACAGGCGAGUCCCACCAGUGGUUGGGAGGCUGGUUAAUGUUGUCAAGGAGAUCAAAGAUGUCACUACCGACCGCAAGCUGGCCCGAACCUUUUUUACGUCCCCUGUGGGUAAUCUGUGUUUCUACGGCCAGUGCAGCUACUACUGUUCAACAGAGCACGCUGUGUGUGGCCGCCCCAGAGACCUGGAGGCCUCCCUGGCUGUCAUGCUGCCAGAUCUCUCCCUGGCUGUCCGCAGGAGUUUGAGAUCCCCCUGGAGACGCUCUUACAGCCGCAGCAAGCUGGCAAAGUGGGAGACGGAGCCAGACUACUGUUCAACUGUGACAAAGACUGCGCCGUACAAUAAAGGCACAAGACUUGUGGACUUCAUAGACAUGGUCAUUCUGGACUUCUUGAUGAGUAACAUGGACAGACACCAUUAUGAAACUUUUGAGAAGUUUGGCAACAAUACCUUCCUACUACACCUUGACAACGGCAGAGCAUUUGGACGUCACUCCAAAGAUGAGCCUUCGAUCCUAGUUCCUCUAGAACAGUGUUGCAGAAUCCGGCGCUCCACUUGGCUCCGCCUGCGUCUACUGUCUUUGCCACCGUAUCGUCUCAGUGAUGUCAUGAGGGAGUCGCUCUCCCAUGAUCCCCUUCACAGCGUAGCUCCAUUGCUGUCAGAGCCCCACCUCACUGCUCUCGAUCGCCGCCUGAAAACUGUGCUGGAGACUGUAAGUCGUUGCCAAAAGAGACAUGGUGGUGAUGAUGAAGUCUUCUAUGAUGACAUGGCCAACUUGAAGGACAUGGUCACACCUGCUGGGUAGGGCUGUACCUCCUGUAUGUUAUUUCAUCAAUAUGUAUGAUUACAGGUCACACUGAUGAGAACAAUGAUGAGAAGCAACAAUGGAAAGGACUGUCGGUCAAAUAUUUAAGGCAAUUUUAAGACUUUUACAACACUUGCACCAUUUCCUAGGAAGUAUUGUGAUUAUUAUAGUAUUGAAGUAUUGAAAAUUCAGUAUUGGAAAAACAAAAAAGGAAAACUUUCAUUAACUUGAAAAGUUGGUGCUUUCAAAUGUGAUGACAACAAAACUGGUCUGUUACAGGUUAAAUGUUUGUGCGAUUUUUGACUAUGUUUAAGAUCCAGGUUAGUUUAGCUGCUGACGAAGAAUUUUACUUUAGCUUUGAUAGUCGUUUUCAAUCAAUUCAUACUUUAUUCUUUUGAUCUUGGA
Epinephelus moara (kelp grouper) is the source of this 2123-nucleotide messenger RNA. RefSeq names its product extracellular serine/threonine protein kinase FAM20C-like. The record is from RefSeq and is a predicted model, not a curated record. Gene Ontology annotation, molecular function: phosphotransferase activity, alcohol group as acceptor. Gene Ontology annotation, biological process: protein phosphorylation. Gene Ontology annotation, cellular component: Golgi apparatus. The transcript is spliced from 11 exons. Lineage: Eukaryota; Metazoa; Chordata; Actinopteri; Perciformes; Serranidae. The coding region runs from base 42 to 1718 and encodes 558 amino acids.